Styela clava is the source of this 804-nucleotide messenger RNA. RefSeq lists its product as uncharacterized. The record is from RefSeq and is a predicted model, not a curated record. NCBI's taxonomy places the organism in Eukaryota, Metazoa, Chordata, Ascidiacea, Stolidobranchia, Styelidae. Gene Ontology annotation, biological process: regulation of synaptic transmission, cholinergic; sleep; positive regulation of voltage-gated potassium channel activity.
AGUGUACAUAUAAUUUGUAGCUUGGAUAUAUAUAGUCAUAAAAAAUUUUGACGAAAGCGAUCAACAAUAAACACACAAUGGAAAAGAUUUUGAUUCUUUGUGUUUUUCUAGCUCCAAUGGUCAUGCAAGGUUGGUGUAUCCAAUGUUACGAGUGCUUGAACUGCACCACAAUUAACGCUAACGACACAGAUAAGGUCGUAACCUGUGAUGAAGUCCCGCCUAUCACGGCACCGGGAAUUUCAGCGGCUUGCGUGAAAAUCGUUGGAACAAUUAACGGUGGUCCGUAUGUCGUAAGACAAUGUGGUUUUGGCAACGGUGACACCUGUAUCGAGCAAGUGAUUGUUACGGAACAAUACAACGUGACUGGAGAAUCUUGUUAUUGCCACUCAGAUUUGUGCAACGGAGCGAAAUCCUUCAAUUUCAACUUCCUCUUAACGGCUGUGAUUACUGCAGCAUUAGUGGCAAUUUUUGCUUACUGACGGAAUGUUAUUGUCCUUUUUGCCUUUUCAUAGAUAUUACUUGCUUAUUCAUGGACAUUAUUUGCUUAUUCAUGAACAAUAUUUAUUUACUAAUAGACAAUGUUUGCUUAUUAAGGGGACAUUCCUUUCUGACUAAUCGUUAAUUUUAAGACAGACUGAAUUACCAGGCAAAAAUGAUGCUUUAUGAGUUGAUUUUCCAACCGCAAAAUUUAUUAGAAGUUAUGAUUCUUGAUAAAUGUGGCCUUUAUUAAUCUCAAUCAUUACUUAUCGAUUUUAAUCGGUAAGUAAGUUGAUGGGUAUUUGUCUGUCUGUUUGUAUGUCUGUC